GCAGCAGUCCCGAUUAUGCACUUAUUACCAGCCUGUCUCGUUAUGAAGCAUUGUGUGGGGACGCCAAGUUCCACGUACCGUGACUGAAGACAAGCUCUGCGCCAUCGUGUCGGGGACCAGGUCCCCCGUCACUGGCCGAAUUAUUCGAAGACAGAUCACUGUAAACGCUGUCGGCAGAGGUCGGGGCGCCCGAUGUGCUGGACGCAGCGGUGGUCGCCGGCGGCGCAUGCGCUCUGCAGCAUCGCCUACAUCUGCGCGGGCGCCGUGCAGCUGGUGGCCGGCGUCUUCUUCCUCAUCUCGCUGCCCGUCUUCAAGCUGGGCUCCAACAUCUGGACCGGCGCCUGGAACAUUGUCAUCGGCAUUGGAGCUGCCAUGCUAGCAUGUAUAGGAGAUCUCACACCAAAGAAACAAGAAUCGUUGCUGUAUUUCGCCAUUUCGAUACUGGCGUUCAAUGCAGUGAAUCUCGUCGUCCUAGAAGUCGGAGAGUGGAAUCUGUUCUUGACUGAGGAUGUUAGCAAAUUAAUUAGUCAGAAUAACUUACGGAAACUGAUAUUCUACGCUCGCAUAACUACAAGUAUUAGUUCAGCGCUGGCAGUUAUUACAUCGUUUUUUGACACGCAGUUCACUUAUUGCUCCAUGCAGAGGAGACAGAAGCCAAAAAAUGUGCACGAACAGGUGUCGGACAUCGAGUAUAUCAUACCGAGAAAAAAAACGAGCUCUGUCGCCAAACAGGCGCAGAAUAUAUACAGCCAAUACGCACAAUCCUGGGUGUUCGAUACCGACACUACCUCGUCGUCGAAGAACGAAUCUCCGUACCUCAAGCUUCCAAAUAACAAUGUACCGUACGACACUAAGACGUUCAGCUCUCGGAAGCACUCUACUCCAAAGAUCGACAUCAUCUGCGACGAGCAGAACCUGGACCAGAAGAUGUUCCUGGUGAACCCGACGGUGCACGUGGAACCCGUCAGCGACGACAGCAACGGCGGCCGCAGCCUCAACUACAUGAAGAGCUUCUCGAGGACGCCGUCGCCGGCCGGCGUGUCCGAGAGCUCGUCGCAGGACUCUAGCUUCAACCCGCCCAUCUACGAGUGCCUGGAGAGGCUGACUGAGCCGACGCUGUACCGGUCGCGGCUCAACACGGCCAUCAGCCUCAACGCGGAGCAGAGCCGCCAGUCGCUAGAGUGCGACGCGCGCGGCACGCUCGACCACGCCAAGUCUUCGCACUCGCUGCGGCCGCGCAGCGACACCUUCAGCAAGGCCGCCGCCGUCGAGGUGCUGCACGUGCCCGAGAAGGUGCAGUACGCCUCGCUCAUGGUCGAGCUGCAGCAGGCCAUCCGCUCGAAGAAGGAGAGGCUGCACCAGCAGCAGCCCGUGUCGCCGCAGAGCACCUGCGACAGCGUCACGGUCGAGGACUGCUCUGAGCCCACUCAGACAGAGUCGAAGGGCAGCAACAGCCUGCAGGGCUCGUCGCUGGACAACUCGCAGCGGACCGAGCCCAAGGGCAGCGACACGGAGUUCUCCAAGGAGCUGGAGGCGGCGCUGCAGCUGAUACAGGACCUCGAGUCGCCGAACACGAUAGAGACGCCGUCUGAGACGUGCAGGUCGAUUAACGGGGCCGAGCUGGCGUUGCCGGGGGGAAGCGCGCCCGUGGUGAGAGUGAAGUGGCGGGACAGUGACGCCAGCGGCAGCGGUAGCACAAAGACGUUGAGCGAGUGCGUGUCGCCGCCAGAGCUGCCGGCAGACUCCUCGCAGGGUAAGGCAACUUCGGUCGUAGUAGUCGCUUCCGCCGGAAGUGGGUCGCAGUCCUCCUCCGGUUACAGCUCGCCGUCUCACGGCAAUUCGAAACAGCCCACACCCACAUGUUCCAAACCGCCCUCUGUCACUGGUAGCUCUGGCAGCCUUGUCGGUGGGGCCGAGCAGCAGGUAUCCUACGCCAUCUGCAACACGAGUGGAGCUGCCAUUAUCUCUCUGUAUUCUCCGGCGGGCACUACCGAGGCGCCCGCGCCGGAGAAGAAGAAAAGGACACCUCCGCCCCCACCUAAGAUAGAGGUGAAGGAGGCUCCCGAGCCGCGCAAGUGCUCGGUCGGCGACAGUGUCGCCGGUAAGACAGAGGCGCCCUCCAGGUUGUCACCGGUGAGCGCGGGGAGCAGAGAGAACGUCGUACUGAGGGAUGGCAAAGAUAAGCCACCUGUAAGGGCUUCCAGCGUUCCCAAUGGCAGUAGCUCUAUUCCGGAGUUUAAGCUGGAAUCGAGCGCGAGCCCUGCGUCGACUCUGAGGGCCAGCACGUCAAAAUGGAACGUGAAGUCUCUGCUACGGAAGAAGACCAGCCCACCAAUGCUAACUCCAGAACUGGAAGGUGCAAUCUUUAAGUCCGAAAGCCUUGCGUACCUUACAGAGCUUGAGCUGCUUGCUAGACACGCCAGAAACAAAUCCAUACAGAGGCAAAUUGAGCAGCGCGUUCAGCAGCAGAUACUGGGACAUUCCUCUUCUGAAUCACACUGCUGACAUUACAAGACCAAAGGAAUUCGUUUAUAUAUUGUGUAAUAUUUUUUCCAUUCUUCCAGUUACUUUUUAUAUUAUCUUAUUUCUAUUGUACAUUAGUCUCAUAAGACAAUGUAAAUAUUUAAUGUAAGAAUACUAAUAUAUAGUAAUAUAAGUGAGCAAAAAGCUACGUCAGUCAGCUCGAAGAUUGCGAGAAUUUUCUAAACAAUAAAUUCUAUUCUUUGUUAGAAAUCGUUUGACAGAUGUUGCAUGCAGAACCAGUACAGAAGAAAACCCGAUACAAUUAUUCGUAAAACGCAGUGACAACAUUUGGUGCUCAGUUUGUGAUCAAUCAAUGAAAAUAGAAAUCUUUCACAUUAGAAAAUAUUAUUAUGUUUUUUGUAUCUGUUAUACAGUACUUGUGUGCAAAAGUGUAACAUUUCUAAGGAAAUACUGAACAGAACUGUGAACAGAACCGUCCAAAAGUGGAUUGAGCGUUGUUGUACAGAGAGUUUAUUAAUAUCUGUUGACAUGUACAAGAAUGAUUAUAAAAUGGCUGGCCCACAGAUGUUUAAAUACCAGUAGUACCAUAGAUACGGUACGUAUGUAAUAACAUACUGUUUCCUUAAAUAAAAAGGGCCUUUACUAAUGCCCUCUAUUUUUAGGAUUCCAUUUUUUUAUGUUUCAUUAAGGAGUAAGCUGUUUCUAGUACAGUGACUAAAUACUUUGUAACGAUUUUCCUACCAAAAUAUUUAUGACAAACAUACAUUGUGUGUGAAAUUCUGAGUGUCUUCGAUAAAAACAAUUGUUCAGCUACAGGCAUUUUAAACGUGGGAAUAAAAUUAGUUUUUUAUUAA
Messenger RNA from Schistocerca serialis cubense, 3338 nucleotides. RefSeq lists its product as uncharacterized. The transcript has 6 exons. Lineage: Eukaryota; Metazoa; Arthropoda; Insecta; Orthoptera; Acrididae. Bases 193 to 2505 code for a protein of 770 amino acids. The record is from RefSeq and is a predicted model, not a curated record.